AGAUUGAUCCAUGCUAACACAUUUCCUUUGUUGUGAUUAACCGUUUAGCGGUUGUGAUUCUGCUUUAAUAACUUAUAUCAGGAAAGUUGCCCUCGAGAUAACUUAGACGAUGAGUGGCGGAGUGUAUGGAGGCGAUGAGGUGGGAGCUCUGGUGUUCGACAUUGGCUCAUACUCUGUGAGGGCUGGAUAUGCAGGAGAAGACUGUCCCAAGGCGGACUUCCCUACGGUGAUUGGCGUGACCCUUGACCGAGAGGAUGGCAGCACGCCCAUGGAGACAGAUGGUGACAAGGGCAAGCAGAGUGGUACCACCUACUAUAUUGAUACCAACCAGCUGAGGGUACCCAGGGAGAACAUGGAGGUCAUGUCUCCGCUCAAGAAUGGCAUGAUUGAGGACUGGGACAGUUUCCAGGCCAUUUUGGAUCACACCUACAAGAUGCAUUUCAAGUCUGAACCCAGCCUGCAUCCAGUGCUCAUGUCAGAGGCAUCGUGGAACACACGAGCAAAAAGAGAGAAACUAACGGAGCUGAUGUUUGAACAUUACAACAUUCCCGCCUUCUUCCUCUGCAAAUCUGCUGUGCUAUCUGCCUUUGCCAAUGGGCGGUCUACAGGCUUGGUCCUGGACAGCGGCGCCACACACACCACAGCCAUUCCAGUGCAUGAUGGCUAUGUCCUGCAGCAAGGAAUUGUCAAAUCUCCCCUGGCUGGAGACUUCAUGAGCAUGCAGUGUAGGGAGCUUUUUCAGGAAUUAAGUUGUGAAAUAAUUCCCCCGUACAUGAUUGCAUCAAAGGAUUCAGUGCGAGAGGGAUCCCCAGCCAGCUGGAAGAAAAAAGAAAAACUACCUCAAGUCACCCGCUCAUGGCACAACUACAUGUGUAAUUGUGUGAUCCAGGACUUCCAGGCAUCUGUGCUGCAGGUGUCGGAUUCGCCAUAUGAUGAACAGGUCGCUGCACAGAUGCCCACUGUGCACUACGAGCUGCCCAACGGCUUCAACUGUGACUUUGGGGCUGAGAGGCUCAAGAUCCCAGAGGGGCUAUUUGACCCCUCGAACGCCAAGGGCCUGUCUGGAAACACCAUGUUGGGAGUCGGCCACGUGGUGACGACCAGCGUGGGAAUGUGUGACAUCGACAUCCGGCCGGGUCUGUACGGCAGUGUGGUGGUGACUGGAGGAAACACACUCAUUCAGGGCUUCACAGACCGACUGAACAGAGAACUCUCCCAGAAAACCCCUCCGAGCAUGAGGCUGAAGCUGAUAGCCAACAACACUACAGUGGAGCGUCGGUUCAGUGCCUGGAUAGGAGGCUCCAUCCUCGCUUCACUUGGAACCUUCCAGCAGAUGUGGAUCUCCAAGCAGGAGUACGAAGAGGGAGGAAAGCAGUGUGUGGACAGGAAGUGCCCUUGAUUUUUACAUCUGGCCAAAAUCACCUUCCUCGUUACUGUCUUUGCCACAAGCUCAACAUCUUGAGUCGUUCACCUCUGACCCUGGACUCAGGAACACCUGCAGAUGAUCACUUCUUUUGUAUUUGUUUUAAUAAUAAUAAUUGUUUGUCCAUAUACUGCCAGUCUAGGAUUUAUUGUGAAAAUCAGAAAAACAUCUACAAAGUAAACUGUGUCGCCAUGAUGAACUGAGGUUUAAGUUCCUUUGUUUAUAUCAUGAGUUUGUUGCCUUAUCUUUAGGAUUGUUGGUGAUUUGUUGAAACCUUACAUCCACAAAAAAAAGACAUCUGACAAAAGCCUGAUCUUGCUACCUGUUGUCCAUGCCUUUUUAUUCUGACAUGGUCCAAGGUUAGUUUAUUAUCACACUGGAUAAAAACCAAGUCCAAGGUUUCUGCAGAAAACUGACAAGAUAAAAUUUAGGUGAUUUGUAUUUGGAGGAAUGACCUCACAGUUUGGGGUCAAUGUCUUUUGUUCAUAAGCCUUUCUGUUUUGUGUAGUAAGUAAGCUCAUCAAAGGCCGGUCAGAUCUUGCCUGUGCUUAUUGCUGUGAGUGUCAACUCAAAUAAACCUGUAUUUAAUUUUUGCUUUGUCAUUGGCUACAUUUGGUCAAAAUAA
Molecule: messenger RNA, 2048 nt
Organism: Acanthopagrus latus (yellowfin seabream)
Lineage: Eukaryota; Metazoa; Chordata; Actinopteri; Spariformes; Sparidae
Gene: actl6a
Product: actin-like 6A
Exons: 14
Coding region: 110-1399 (429 amino acids)
Biological process (GO): nervous system development; regulation of transcription by RNA polymerase II
Cellular component (GO): NuA4 histone acetyltransferase complex; SWI/SNF complex
Molecular function (GO): chromatin binding
Source: RefSeq, a predicted model, not a curated record